CUCGAAUUCUCUAUUUCAAUCGACCCAGUCUCUCGCGUUCCACCACAUCGGCAUGUCUCUCGUUAACUUGUCGAAAGUCCUUUGCUUCGCUACUUUCUUUUCGCAUAACUCUUACGCAGCUGAAACGAUUGGCCUAUCAAGAGCUCUCGAAUCAAGCAGUGCUACACUAACCAGCAAUGACACCGUACCGAGGCCGACAGGAAGAUGGAUCAGCCCCGAGUACAAGUGGUUUUUCGAAUAUCAUUUACCGAUUCCCCCGGUCAAGGAUAAGACGCUGACCUACACCAAAGACUCCACGGGAGAAGUCAUCGAUUACUACCAGAUCGACUUGAAGAGCUUCAAGAAGCAGAUAUAUCCUACACUUGCCGCAACAGAUCUAGUAGGGUAUGAUGGAAUCACACCGGGGCCAACGUUUGUUAUGCCGCGAGGUCGAGAGGCCGUAGUCCGGUUUACAAACAAAGGGCCAACAAACAUGUCGGUUCAUGUGCACGGUCAGUAUAACCGAGCACCAUUCGACGGUUGGGCGGGAGAUUAUGCGCUUCCAGGGCAAUACAAAGAUUACUACUACCCGAACACCCAGAGUGCAAGAACUCUAUGGUAUCACGACCACACCGAGUUUAGGACCGGCGAGAACGCAUACCUCGGGCAAGAAGGCUUCUACCUCAUCACGGAUUCUGAGGAAGAAGCUUUGGAGUUACCAAAAGGCAACUAUGACGUGCCGCUAGUACUUGGUUCGAAGAUAUAUAACUCCGAUGGGUCACUGAGGUAUGACACGAACGAUAACGUUGGUUUAUGGGGCGACAUUAUUGAAGUAAACGGGCAGCCUUGGCCAUUCCUCAAUGUGGAGCCCCGCAAGUAUCGCUUGCGCUUGCUCAACGGAGCAGUCAGUCGGGUAUUUUCCCUCUCCUUUGAGAAGGAUCUCGGUAGAGACACUCUGAACUUUGAUAUUAUUGCAUCCGAUGGCGGUCUCUUCCCCUCAGUACACACCGAAUCCAUCACACUAUCCAUGGGCGAGCGCUAUGAGGUCAUUGUCGACUUUUCACCUUUUGUAGGCACGAACAUCACUAUGCGAAACUCUGGUAGAAUGGGCGAAAACGUCGACUACGCCGCCACCGAUAUCGUCAUGCGAUUUGUGGUCGGUCAGUCCGUCAGCGACAACAGUAGCAACGGGCCUGUACCAUCGUCUCUUCGCGAUGUACCGCCCGUGCCCAGGGAUGCUGCGGUCAAGGACUUUACCUUCUCGCGUGUCGGAGACGAGUGGCUCAUCAACGGUAUUGGCUUUGCGGACGUCGAGCACCGCAUAUUGACCCGACCUCCCCGGGGUGCUACAGAGAUUUGGACCAUCCGUAACGGGGGCGGUGGCGGGACGCACCCAGUUCAUAUCCAUCUUGUGGAGUUCCAAGUGCUCUCCCGCACUGGCGGACGGAAUACCGUCUUUGAAUAUGAGUCCGCUGGUCUGAAAGAUGUGGUGUGGCUAGCUGCUGGCGAGACCGUGCAAGUCGUCGCCCGUUAUGCGCCUUGGGAUGGCGUGUACAUGUUCCACUGCCACAAUUUAGUUCAUGAGGAUCACGACAUGCUCGUCGCUUUCAACGUCACUCAACUCGCGAAUUGGGGCUACGACAACUCUACCAUUUUUAUCGACCCUAUGCAGCCGGAAUUCCGGCCUAAGAAUAUCAUCCCAGACGAUUACACUAGAGAAGCCAUCACGAUGAAGAUCGCUUGGUUCUACAGCACGAACGCGUAUAACCAUGGUAAUACUUCAGCAGUGUACUCCGCACUCGACGCCUACUCGAGUGGCGGAAGAGAAGCUUCCUCUACGAUCAUUGUGCCCAAAACGCCUUCGGCACGGACUACCAAUAUUGGAGAGAUGAGUAGCCUGUUUACAGCAGCGCCGAGCAGCUCAUGCACGACAUCGACAACAAGGAGUUCGGGGUGGUAGGACGAUCAGGUGCGCGCUUCCACUGGGUAGGACCUGUACAGCGAGAGAGAUCCUUUCUUGAUGGCACUUUGGAAUCGUG
Messenger RNA from Trematosphaeria pertusa, 2018 nucleotides. Its product is annotated as bilirubin oxidase. NCBI's taxonomy places the organism in Eukaryota, Fungi, Ascomycota, Dothideomycetes, Pleosporales, Trematosphaeriaceae. The record is from RefSeq and is a predicted model, not a curated record. The coding region runs from base 53 to 1939 and encodes 628 amino acids. The transcript is spliced from 10 exons. Gene Ontology annotation, molecular function: oxidoreductase activity; copper ion binding.